UCCACACCAAGUAGUUGAUUCAGUGGCCUUAACCUUGCAUAUAUCUGCAUAGAUUAUAUCUCAUACAUGUCCUGGGAGAUCGUAGAAAGACCUUCCAUCCAAGAAAUGGCCAAGGUGCAGGAUAAAGGUCUAAUGGGGUGUCCAUCCAAGACAUCCUUCAUCACACUAGAUGGGCCUAUCAAUUCAUUCUGUUCAUCCAAAGAUGGCUCACAGAUAGCUGUAGCUGGAAGGAAUGUCUUCAAAAUUAUAUCAGUAGAUCAAGAUCACCUACAAGAGAAAAUCAAUCUUCGUGUUGGUAGAAUUAAUUUAAACUUUAGUAUCACUGAUGUCCAAUGGCACCCAGUGGAAGAUCAUAUUUUAGCUACAGCAGCAGGAAAUGGAGCAGUUGUGAUAUGGAAUCUCAAUAAGAUAACUAAACAAAAACAAGAACUUGUAUUUUCUGAACAUAAAAGAACUGUAAAUCGUAUAAAGUUUCAUCCAGUAGAAACAAAUCUACUUCUGAGUGCAGGUCAAGAUGGAAACAUGAAAUGCUUUGAUUUGAGAAAGCAGAGUGUUGCUUUUACUUGCGGUUCAAAAAAUUCAGAUAUCAUAAGGGAUGUAGAGUUCAGCCCUUUUGAUGGAAAGCUAUUUACAGCAGCUUGUGAAACUGGUAACGUCCAGAUGUGGGAUAUGCGUCGGACAGAUAUGCACUACCAUCAGUUCAUGGCUCAUAAUGGUCCAAUAUUUACUAUUGACUGGCAUCCUGAAGAAAGGAAUUGGAUAGCUACUGGUGGGAGAGACAAGUUCGUCAAGGUUUGGGAUGUCCAGUGCAAGGCAAGUUCUUUAUUCAAUGAUGGAUUACAUGGAAUACAGGCCAUAACGUCUGUUGGUCGUAUUAAAUGGAGACCUCAAAGAAAGUACCAGAUAGCAAGUGUUUCUCUAUUGGUAGACUUCGACAUUCACAUAUGGGAUAUGCGACGUCCGUACAUUCCCUACGCAACGUUUAAUGAACACAAAGAUACUCCUACAGGGAUAAUGUGGCGGCAGACAGGUCGUGGUCGGGACCCGAUUGUCCUAUUGUCUUGUUCUAAAGACAGCACCCUGUACCAGCACGUGUUCAGCGAUGCUAAUCACCCUGUAGAUGAUGCUCCACCAGUCGCUAUCUCACUCAAUGUUAAUGGUGAUCUCAGUUACGCUAUGUGUGACCAGAUAACUAAUAUUGCAACUCAGACUAACUCGAUUAAAAUGAGCCGUGGACUGCACAUCCCAAGCUCAGGUAACAGCUUAUCACAAUUCCGUAAGAAGUUCCACGACAUCUCAGAUAAUUUUACGGCACGAGCGAGUAGCAGCCUCUUUGUGUGUACUAACAACACGCCCCUGAAGGACGACUGUUUCAAGAUAUUAGCCAAGAGUUACAAACUUAGUGGACGCUCCUUCUCCGAGCUCUGCGAACACAACAAUAAUGUGGCCAGUAGCCUUUCGUUACACAAACACGCCAAGACAUGGUCCAUCUUGAACGCGCUUUACAGCCACAGUAUUUCCAAAGCUGUACCAACUGGAGGCAUUGGAGGAGGAAUAGGACCCACCGUUGGAAAUACAGACGUUCAAACAGUCCCCACAACAGCAGCAGUGAGUUCCUCUACACAGCCCACUGCAAUCAACCCCAAGGCUGAUACGAUGACCUCACAAACAGGACCAUUACAAGACCAGUCUACACUCCACGAUGAUGACGAGUCUUCAUCGUCGAGUAGUGAGGACGAAGUACCAAAGCUAAUGAGCAUCGCUAGUGGCGGUAACCAAGGUAGAUUUCUUCCGAAGUGGGAUUUUACGUCUUUGAUCGUCGAUGUUCUCCAACAUUUCGCAGAAGAGGGUGACGUGCAGAUGUCUGCAUCAUUAUUAAUUGUACUUGGUGACAGAAUACGACAUAAGAUCGACGAACAGACACAAGAACUGUGGCUCAUGUCUUACAUUGAUCUUCUUCGUAGACUGGAAAUGUGGUCCGUAGCAAACGAAAUCACCAAGUUAUCAAGUUUACCUAUCGUCAACACGCAAAACCUGCAAUCUACAACUGUGUACGCAUCUUGUGGCCGAUGUAACAAACCUCUGUCUAAAUCAGGAUGGUUUUGUAAACGAUGUAUGAGUCUUAUAGAGCCUUGCUCGCUAUGUCACCUGUCUGUUCGAGGAUCAUAUGUGUGGUGUCAGGGAUGUGGUCAUGGUGGUCAUUUAACACACAUACAAGAAUGGUUCUCCAAUAAUAUUUGGUGCCCUGCAGGAUGUGGACACAUAUGUGAGUUCAUGUGAGAAACAUGUCGUGACAUGGUGAACUCUGGUACUGGAUACAAGCUACGAUAUGGAGACAUGAGCGACGAACUGCAACCCAUGACCCAGAGGGAUAGAUAUCUGUGAGUUCAUUUAAGAAACACUGGCUGUGAACAAAGUGAGCUCCAAGUAUUGGAUACAAGCUAUGUUAUGGAGACAUGAGCGAAGAACGUGAGUAACAUAAGAUGCAGACGCGGACAGCAUGUUCUUAAGGUAUUACAUGCUAGUGUCAUAGAACUCAUAGAAUGUAAGCAAUCCUGUGAUAUGCAUGUUCAUAGGCUUUGCACCAUCACGUGACGGCAGCCAUGACAGGAAGCAGGAACAAUUGAAUCUGAUCUAAUCUGAUUUACAUAAGAAAGAAUUCAGUUUUCCAGGGGGGGAAAUACUCUAUUGUUGUGCCUCCUGUCAUGGCUGCCAUCACGUGAUGGUGCCUCUCUAUAUUCUACAGUUUUGUCCAGGAGAUGCCUCCUACAAUAAUUAUACGUGCCGUCUUAAACUGACUGCAGACGUCAGGUAAUAUUAGAUAAUAUAAAUUAUAAACAAUAUUGAUAAUGUAAAUAGCGUCAUAAAGGCUGUAAAUCACUAUAGAUAUAUAGUUUUAUCGUUUUCUAUUGGAACAUUUUUAUAUAACUUAGAAAUAGAAUAGUUUUAACAGGUGCAGAAUCACAGUGAGCAUUGGCUUUUGUACUCGUUACCACAGCAAUUGUUUGUAACUUUGUACCGUGCUUGCAGAGGUUUUCUUCUGUCCCUUUCUGUUGGCACUCAGCUCUAUGAAGGAGCAGAUAAGUAACCCUAUGUUCGCAGGGUAGAAACUGUGUAGCGUUAAACGAAUCUACAACACUUUUAUAGGAUUUUUGAACUUUUUUCAUGAUCGAAUUGCUUGGUAACAAUCAGAUGAAUUACUGAAUCUCAUAAUCAGCCUUACGUGAAGGGAAAACACCUGCCUCCCCUCCAUUCUCAAUCUAUUGAUAGCAACCCGUUUUCCUUUUCGCUUUGCUUAACCUGGUCUUCUUUGUUCCAUUUGAAUAUAUACUUAGAGAAAGAAAGUAGAAUCUAUGGUUAAAUCGUAAUUACCUUUUAUGUAGCAUUAAAGAAAGAGUAUUUUUCUAAACA
Molecule: messenger RNA, 3411 nt
Organism: Actinia tenebrosa (Australian red waratah sea anemone)
Lineage: Eukaryota; Metazoa; Cnidaria; Anthozoa; Actiniaria; Actiniidae
Product: GATOR2 complex protein WDR24
Biological process (GO): cellular response to amino acid starvation; positive regulation of TORC1 signaling; positive regulation of macroautophagy
Cellular component (GO): cytosol; vacuolar membrane; GATOR2 complex
Molecular function (GO): protein binding
Source: RefSeq, a predicted model, not a curated record